AUGGUUAAAGUCUACGGAAAACGCAGCAGCUCACUUGUAUGUCAGUUCAGUCAACCUAACGAUUCAGAAGUGGAAUUGAGCGACACAGAAGAUGGGAAACAAGAAGAUGAUCAACGCGAUUGUGCAACAGAGGUAACAGACUCGACAUCAGGUGGUCAAGACGAGCUGGCAUUGUCGAACGAUACCACUGUGGAAACAUCCAAACUCAGCUGUGACUCAGAGGACCAAUUUAGCAUUUCAAGUGUACCGUCAAGCGUUCAAGGAACUCAUAACGAAGAUAAGUUCAAGGCAUUUGAUUUCUUAGACAGUAAUACGAAUACCAAGAAGAGGAGAACGAACUAUAGACGAAAUAAUUCUGAAGUUUGCGAUAUACCAGCAACUGGAUUCCCCAGUAUUCCAAUUGACAGAACAGUUUCUGAUCUAAAUGCUUUCUUGUCGUCACUACAACCAGCUAAUGGAGAAGACGACUUACAAGAAACACUCGAGAGAGAAUUGAGAAAAUCAGUCCAGGAGAGCAAAUCUAAAGUAAGAGGAAGAGUAAUGUACGAUCGUUCUCGAACUAUGCUGUAUAACAAAGAAGAAGAAGAAAAUGCGAUUGAAGAAGGCGAGGAGAAGGAAGAUACAACUGAGAUAUCUGAAGAAGAUCCAAGUAGUGCAGACGGAUCUACUCAUCACUACAAUGAGUUGAAGAACAUGGGAGAGUCAUUGAAAUAUCAGGACGAUUUGGGGUUUCUGACGGAGAAAUCGCCCUCUAAGCUCGAUACUGAUUCCUUUACUUCUAGGCUGCUCAAUUUAGCUUUGACCUUGAAACAAGACGAAGAUUUCCUCCUGUAUGUCGAUAAGCAUUGUGCGAUUGAUGUUUGUAGCUGGUCUCUCGCCAAGAAGGCCUUGGAUCAUCCAGUCACAACCAUGUUGCAGGCAUUUUUGCUGGCCAAAAUCGACCUCCCGCAGGAAAGUUUACCAUUCCUGUCUGAAAAGCUGAUUGUAGCAUUACUCUCAGCUGAUAAAGUGCCACCAAAGUCCGCUUUGCAUAGCAAGAUGACACGGUUGAAUUUCAUUGAUUUUCUGAAAAGGACAGAUCAUACCACAGGUCAGGUAUAUGCACUUGAACUAUGCCUCAAGUAUCGUAAUAUACUGAAAUCGGAGGAUAUUUCCAGACGUGUUAUUCGUUUGAUUGAGGAAAAUAAAAACCCGCAAUUGAGAGUCUUACUUCAUCCACUGGCUGACUGUAUCCUUACGCAAGAUACCACUAUUUUGCAAGAUUUCACACAAGGCAGCUCUUUAUUGAGCAAUUUGGUGGCUGCUCUGCCCCAGGAGUGCAAUGACGAAUUUUUGAUUAAGUCAUUGAUUUUACUCUCCAAUGAGCACAAGAUAAUUACACAGGCCUCUAAGGAUGACAAGACAAAAAUAAUGAACUGUUCGUUAGAUUUUGUUCUUGAUAAUGUUCGCGCUGAGAAGAGCGACAACUUAGACAUGGUCAUAUUGCAUCUGGGGCUCAUCUUAAACCUAGUCGAUGCAUGCGAUUGGCAAAUCGAUGCAUCCCGACUAGAGCUCGCACGAGAUAUGCUAUACAAGAAUAUGAAUACUGGCAACACCGAAUUUAUGGUUUUCAUGCUUUCUUUGGCUCUUACUCACUUGCUUCAUCGUUCAGGAGUGCUCCUACCACGGGAUGAGAAGAAUUUACUAACCAAAAUUUUGAAACCAUUCGAUAGUGAGGCCAAAAAUUGUAACGAAUCUAUUCGCAUAAAGGUCACUACUGCAUUGAAUUACCUUCUAUAA
Torulaspora delbrueckii is the source of this 1779-nucleotide messenger RNA. RefSeq names its product Rad61p (gene RAD61). The transcript has a single exon. NCBI's taxonomy places the organism in Eukaryota, Fungi, Ascomycota, Saccharomycetes, Saccharomycetales, Saccharomycetaceae. The coding region runs from base 1 to 1779 and encodes 592 amino acids. The record is from RefSeq and is a predicted model, not a curated record.